GAGGAGCUGCGUGCUCUGUUUGUGGAGUGGAGAUGGAUGUGUAUAAAAGGGAAAGCCUGUGGCCUUUGGAGCCAUACAAUGAUCAGGAACUGAGAGUGGCAAGAGCCAAGGAGUAGUUAGAGCUAAGUAGGAUACAGUUCGUGAGUCACUUCUCUGACAUCAAGCAGUUACACUAGGUUGGAAGAGAGAGAGAGAGAGAAGAACAAAAUUCCACAAUGCCCAUGGAGCAAGUAUUCAGGCACUGCGACAAAGACACGCUGAAAUUGGCCAUGCUGAAGCAUGAAGAGACUUUCAGACAGCAAGUUCACGAGCUCCAUCGCCUAUACAGGAUUCAGAAGCUUCUGAUGCGAGACCUCAAGAGGGAGCUCAAGAGCCAGAGCAACCUGUCGACCUCCCCGAACGGCGGCUACAUGGAGCACGGCAGAGGCGCGCUCGGCAUGUGCGCCUACGAGCACCGCUACGCCGCCCGCGGUCCCGGCGGCUACGUAGCGGUAGCGACGCCGACGCCCCGCACGGCGCUCAGCCUCGACGUCGUGGCGCCGGCCGUCGAGUACGUGCGGAGCGCGGAGGAGGACGAGGACGACGAGGCGGAGGAGGAGACCGACGACGACGCGGAGCUGGAGCUCACGCUGGCCGUGGGCGGGGGCGGGGCCAAGAAGAGGUACGGCGAGUACCCGUCCGGCGGGGAGAGCCUCUCGUCGUCGUCGACGGAGUCAGACGUGCUCACCGCCGCCGCCUCCGGCCGCGAGUGGCGCCAGGCGCGCGGCACGCCGUACCACAAGAGGAGGCCGGCCGCCGGCGGGCUGGACGUGGUGCAGGUGGAGGACGGCGUCGGGAUGCAGGCGCCGCCGCCGCUGCUGUUCCACUGGCUCAGCCUCAAGAUGGCAUGAAAGAGCCGCGUUGCAUGUGUUGGUUGCUGCUCCUAGUGUCAGGGUGUUGACUUGCUACUGUUCUUCAGUUGAAUGCUGCGCUGCGUGUUCAGGCCUAGUGGUGGAUCGAGUCUAGAAAUCAAUAAUUGACUAGUCGUUCAGGACAAUGUAGGAGCCACUUUCCAAAACGUAAGGAGAAUGUAGGGGCUUUUCAGAUUGAGCUAUAAGUGUGACUUACCUUACUGCAACUGCAAGAGCUUCUUCUCUUAUUUACAGUCAACUAUACGAGGGCACGAGAUGACGAGAAUGCAAAGAUUUUAGUGAAAA
Messenger RNA from Setaria italica (foxtail millet), 1196 nucleotides. RefSeq lists its product as uncharacterized. The record is from RefSeq and is a predicted model, not a curated record. The coding region runs from base 216 to 890 and encodes 224 amino acids. The transcript is spliced from 3 exons. NCBI's taxonomy places the organism in Eukaryota, Viridiplantae, Streptophyta, Magnoliopsida, Poales, Poaceae.